This is a messenger RNA of Medicago truncatula (barrel medic), 1779 nucleotides long. RefSeq names its product amino acid transporter AVT6C. Gene Ontology annotation, biological process: amino acid transmembrane transport. The record is from RefSeq and is a predicted model, not a curated record. Gene Ontology annotation, molecular function: L-amino acid transmembrane transporter activity. Gene Ontology annotation, cellular component: membrane. The transcript is spliced from 5 exons. NCBI's taxonomy places the organism in Eukaryota, Viridiplantae, Streptophyta, Magnoliopsida, Fabales, Fabaceae. The coding region runs from base 87 to 1403 and encodes 438 amino acids.
GUAACAUAUAUGUAUAGUGUUUUGCACGUAACGAACUCCACAUUUCCUUUCCUUUCUCAAACUCUCCAAAAAAUCUCACCGCCGGGAUGUCACCAACACCGUCUGCCGGAGUCCACGUUCCUCUCUUGACCGGAUCAAAUCCGGCGGCGGUUCCUGGUUCAAUCCCCGGUGCCGUAUUCAAUGUCGCCACCAGCAUAAUUGGCUCCGGAAUCAUGUCAAUUCCGGCGAUUCUCAAAGUUCUCGGUGUGCUUCCUUCCUUCGCCUUGAUUCUUAUUGUUGCCGUGCUCGCCGAAGUUUCUGUUGAUUUUCUCAUGCGUUUUACACAUGCUGGUGUAACCACGACAUACUCUGGUGUUAUGAAGGAAGCUUUUGGGUCCGUUGGAGCUUUAAGCGCUCAAGUUUGUGUUAUAAUCACUAACUUUGGGGGUUUAGUUCUCUUCCUAAUUAUCAUUGGGGAUGUUUUAUCUGGAAAGGAAAGUGGAGGUGAAGUGCACUUGGGACUUUUGCAACAGUGGUUUGGGAUUCAUUGGUGGAAUUCGAGGGAAGUUGCUCUUUUUAUCACCUUGGUUCUUGUUAUGCUUCCUUUGGUCUUGUACAAGCGUGUAGAAUCUUUGAAGUACAGUUCUGGAAUAUCAACUCUUCUUGCUGUGGCAUUUGUUACCAUUUGUUCUGGGUUGGCUAUUGUUGCUUUGGUGCAAGGAAAAACACAAACUCCUAAAUUGGUUCCUCGAUUAGACUACCAGACAUCAUUCUUUGAUUUGUUCACUGCAGUACCUGUUGUAGUUACAGCAUUCACAUUUCAUUUCAAUGUGCAUCCUAUUGGGUUUGAGCUUGCGAGUCCAUCUCAUAUGAAAACAGCAGUUCGAUUAGCAAUAAUGUUUUGUGCUGUUGUCUACUUUACAAUCGGUCUAUUUGGCUACCUUUUGUUUGGAGAUUCAACACAAUCAGACAUUCUAAUCAAUUUUGAUCAGAAUGCUGAUUCUGCUGUUGGUUCCUUGUUCAAUAGUUUAAUACGUGUAAGCUACGCACUCCACAUUAUGUUGGUAUUCCCUCUUAUAAAUUUCUCUUUAAGAGCCAACAUCGAUGAACUCCUAUUCCCUAAGAAGCCUCUGCUAGCCACAGACAACAAGAGAUUUGUGAUUAUCACUCUUGUGCUCUUAGUAUUCUCCUAUCUUGCUGCUAUAGCUAUCCCAGAUAUUUGGUACUUCUUUCAGUUUUUAGGAUCAACAACUGCCCUGUCCCUUGCCUUUGUUUUCCCUGGCACUAUUGUUUUAAGGGAUGCUCUUGGCAUAUCAACAAGACAGGACAAAAUUAUAGCACUGGUUAUGAUUAUAUUAGCUGUAGUGACAAGUGUAAUUGCAAUCUCCACCAACAUAUACAAUGCUUUAAGUAGCAAGUCAUAAAGUUGGUGCUCUCUUUUCCCAUUCUUUUGUUGUUGCUUUAUACUACAGAAAGUUUUAUAGGAGGGAGUUGGGGCGUGGAAGGGGCAAAAAUUCCAGGCUCAUUUUGUUGGUUUUCUUGGAUGCCUUGUUGUAAAAAUCUUGCAAGGAAUUGUUGUAAAUAAUAUCGAAGUAUCAAAGCAAUGAAAUUCAAGAGUCUAGCAGAAACAUGUGACAAAGUUGGGGUUGUAUUAGUUUCUUCAAAAAAAAUAUUUUUGUAUUAGUCAGAUCCAUGUGAACCUAGCUAAUUAUUGUUUGAAUGACUCAUCUGUUAUGUAAAUUACUAUAUGUCCCAUGUCAUUAUCUUGUCAAAUAAAAGGUCCCAUGCGAUGAUGGUAAU